Erigeron canadensis is the source of this 1875-nucleotide messenger RNA. Its product is annotated as two-component response regulator ORR26-like. NCBI's taxonomy places the organism in Eukaryota, Viridiplantae, Streptophyta, Magnoliopsida, Asterales, Asteraceae. The record is from RefSeq and is a predicted model, not a curated record. Bases 16 to 1674 code for a protein of 552 amino acids. Gene Ontology annotation, molecular function: DNA binding. Gene Ontology annotation, biological process: phosphorelay signal transduction system; cytokinin-activated signaling pathway. The transcript is spliced from 4 exons.
AUAAGUGAUGUUAACAUGCCUGAUAUGGAUGGUUUCAAGCUUCUGGAGCAUGUUGGACUUGAGAUGGAUCUUCCUGUCAUAAUGAUGUCUGUUGAUGGAGAAACAAGCAGAGUUAUGAGAGGUGUCCAACACGGGGCAUGUGAUUAUCUACUGAAGCCAAUUCGAAUGAAGGAACUCAGAAACAUAUGGCAACAUGUUUACAGGAAAAAGAUACAUGAGGUGAGAGAUACUGAAAGUCAUGAAGGCCUUGAAGAGAUUCUAAUGAUGAGAAAUGUAUCUGAACAUUCUGAUGAUGGCUACAUGCUUAAUGGUGGUGACAUGACGCCAGGUAAGAAAAGGAAAGAUGCUGACUAUAAGUAUGAUGACAAAGACUUUGCCGAUCAUUCUUCUCUCAAGAAAGCAAGAGUUGUUUGGACCGUGGAUCUUCAUCAGAAAUUCGUUAGAGCUGUGAAUCUUAUCGGUUUUGAAAAAGUUGGUCCUAAGAAGAUACUUGAUCUCAUGAAUGUGCCAUGGUUAACCAGAGAGAAUGUUGCAAGUCACUUGCAGAAAUAUCGUCUCUACUUAACUCGGUUACAGAAAGAUGAUCUUAAAACCUCAUCCAGUGGACUAAAGCACCCAGAUUUUUCUCCAAGAGAUGCAGCUGGAGAACCUACAGAUCCUUCACAGAUGCAACAAAAGGAAGCCGUCGUUAGCUAUCACACGCCCGCCAACACUAGAAUCCAUGAAGUUGAUGUGAAAGGUACUCCUCCAUUGCAGACGAUAGAACCCAAGAAAGUAUUGACUGGGUAUGCAGCCAACAUUGUAAACAACGGAAUUAACCAAUCUUUCGGCACAGCUCAGUACUCCACAUUUAAUUCCAUAUUGCCAACUCAGUGCUCUUGGAAUGGAGGUUUUACGGAAAUUCAGUUCAAACAUGAACACAAUCCAAACUUUCAGGCACAAAAUGGCCUCAAUAAGCUUGGACUGCCAACUCAACAGAUGCAGUCCAUUCCCCAUGGACCACCGUUCAGUAAAGAAAGAGACAAACCGGCUAACGCAGCCUCAUACUCUGCAUUAUCCCAGAACCUUAUGCGGGGCUUCCAAUCACCUGAUCCCGUUACCAGUUCAACGUGGAGUAUGAAAGAUGAUCAACAAGUGCAGACCAUUGCCCAUGUACCCCCUUUCAGUAAAGAAAGAGAGGAGCAGGACAACUCAAGCUCCUACUCUGCAUUAUCCCAGAACCGUAUGCCUAGCAAUGAAUCACCUAAUCCCGUCGCCAGUUCAACAUGGGGUGUGAAAGAUGAUCAACAGGUGCAGUCCAUUGCCCAUGGAUCACCUUUCAGUAAAGGAAGACACAAACCGGCUAACUCAAGCACCUACUCUGUGUUAUCCCAGAAUGUUAUGCCAAGCUUCCAGCCACCUGAUCCAGUCACCAGUUCAACAUGGAGUAUGAAAGAUGAUCAAAGUUUAGAACAAAGUUCCAUAGAUAAUCUGGAAUUGUCACCUUUUUCACUUCAAGGUCAACAUUGCUCUUCAACAUAUCUUGACAUGCAAAACAAGGGAUUACCAGAGUGUAAUGAUCCAGAGUUCAUUACUGAUUCUUCAAACUUAUACGAUGCACUAAGGUUCGACUAUGAGUACCCCCCUGACUCAUUGGAAUAUCCAGUAAUAUAUCAAGGCCUGUUUAUAGCCUGACCUUUCGACUUUAUCACCAUAAGAAACUUGGUAGUUAUGCUAUUUGUUAUCGCCCGUUAUAUGCAUUCAAGAAUAUCAAAAGCUUGAAACAUUGAGUGGGCUAAAGGAUCUUCUUCAACAAAAGUAGAGGCAUGCUACACCGACAAAGGAGAGACUAUUUUGUUUGGGUACAUACAUUGAUCCUUUGCAACACAGAUUAAA